Pan troglodytes (chimpanzee) is the source of this 1795-nucleotide messenger RNA. It is a transcript of the gene GMNN, whose product is annotated as geminin DNA replication inhibitor. NCBI's taxonomy places the organism in Eukaryota, Metazoa, Chordata, Mammalia, Primates, Hominidae. Gene Ontology annotation, cellular component: nucleus. The coding region runs from base 915 to 1544 and encodes 209 amino acids. The record is from RefSeq and is a predicted model, not a curated record. The transcript has 7 exons. Gene Ontology annotation, biological process: negative regulation of DNA replication; negative regulation of cell cycle.
AGUUGGUCACGUGGUUGUUCGGAGCGGGCGAGCGGAGUUAGCAGGGCUUUACUGCAGGGCGCGCUGGGCACUCCAGCGACCGUGGGGAUCAGCGUAGGUGAGCUGUGGCCUUUUGCGAGGUGCUGCAGCCAUAGCUACCUGCGUUCGCUACGAGGAUUGAGCGUCUCCACCCAGUAAGUGGGCAAGAGGCGGCAGGAAGUGGGUGCGCAGGGGCGCAAGGCGCACAGCCUCUAGACGACUCGCUUUCCCUCCGGCCAACCUCUGAAGCCGCGUCCUACUUUGACAGCUGCGGGGCCGCGGCCGGGGUAAGGGCGAAGGGGUUGUUGAACGGUCGCGGGAGCCGGGGCGGGGUUGGGAGGUGAGUCGAGGGACUGCCCCAUUGGCUGGGUCGGUUUUGGCGCGCUCUCACUUCCGCGCUUCCUAUUGGCUGGCUGGCGCAGUUCCCGAGGCGCGCGCCGCGGUUGGUAGGUUCGGACGCGCGGGGCCACACUGCCCGCCCCCUAGCCUGGCGCUGGGCCUCCGGGACAAGUUGGCUGGGUCCGGGCUUGGGGAGUGCAACGCGGGUAAGGGACUCAGCCUGGGCGUGCCAGCUGUGGGGAUGAGGCGAAGCAUCCAUCCUCUUGGCAGUUAAGUGGCUGGUCCUGAUCUGAGGGAUCUGCAAAUUUGGCUCAUGGAAAGAGGUGGCUGAAUCCUGCGUCUCCCAUUAAACGGAUACUGGCGUUGUUGAUACGGGUUUCGCAUGGACCCUGUCCUGUGCCAGGGUUUUUAAUCUAGCUAUUAAAGGAUCUGGAGAAUAACAAGCAAGUAAGGGUUGCAAGGUCGCUGACAGGCGUGGGAAACUUGUGAAGGAUUAGAAUGCUAAGUGGCUUUCAGCUUUUUUCACACUAAGUCUUCUGUGCUUCACCAUCUACAUAAUGAAUCCCAGUAUGAAGCAGAAACAAGAAGAAAUCAAAGAGAAUAUAAAGAAUAGUUCUGUCCCAAGAAGAACUCUGAAGAUGAUUCAGCCUUCUGCAUCUGGAUCUCUUGUUGGAAGAGAAAAUGAGCUGUCCGCAGGCUUGUCCAAAAGGAAACAUCGGAAUGACCAGUUAACAUCUACAACUUCCAGCCCUGGGGUUAUUGUCCCAGAAUCUAGUGAAAAUAAAAAUCUUGGAGGAGUCACCCAGGAGUCAUUUGAUCUUAUGAUUAAAGAAAAUCCAUCCUCUCAGUAUUGGAAGGAAGUGGCAGAAAAACGGAGAAAGGCGCUGUAUGAAGCACUUAAGGAAAAUGAGAAACUUCAUAAAGAAAUUGAACAAAAGGACAAUGAAAUUGCCCGCCUGAAAAAGGAGAAUAAAGAAUUGGCAGAAGUAGCAGAACAUGUACAGUAUAUGGCAGAGCUAAUAGAGAGACUGAAUGGUGAACCUCUGGAUAAUUUUGAAUCACUGGAUAAUCAGGAAUUUGAUUCUGAAGAAGAAACUGUUGAGGAUUCUCUAGUGGAAGACUCAGAAAUUGGCACAUGUGCUGAAGGAAUUGUAUCUUCCUCUACGGAUGCAAAGCCAUGUAUAUGAAAUGCAUUAAUAUUUGACUGUUGAGAAUUUUACUGCCGAAGUUUACCUCCACUAGUUCUUUGUAGCAGAGUACAUAACUACAUAAUGCCAACUCUGGAAUCAAAUUUCCUUGUUUGAAUCCUGGGACCCUAUUGCAUUAAAGUACAAAUACUAUGUAUUUUUAAUCUAUGAUGGUUUAUGUGAAUAGGAUUUUCUCAGUUGUCAGCCAUGACUUAUGUUUAUUACUAAAUAAACUUCAAACUCCUGUUGAA